AUGGCAACAGAUGGACCAAUGUUCGCAGCUGUGACCUCGUCUGCGCGACAAAUCCUGCUGUUGCUUCGGUGCAUCUCCUUUGCAAAGAAGGCCAACGUUCGCAUCUCGGACAAGGGGCUGAGAUUUACCACCGACGAUGGCAGCGUCAUGGAGGCCUUCGUCUUUCUUGAGGCGGACAUGUUCUCCUCGUAUAGAUACACUCCGCCACCUUCGGUGUCAUCUCAAGACGAUGAAGCAGUGCCGCCUCUCUUCGAAGUAAACCUCAUUGCACUUCUCGAAACUCUCAAUAUCUUCAGCAUUUCCGACCCAAGCACUGCGAAACGACCUGGCGAGUAUGACUCUUUUGCUGCACAUCGCCUGAAUCGACACGCUGGCAUCAAUGCCUUCUCGAACCAAGCACAUGCGGGCGUAUGCAGCUUCACCUAUGACGGAGAAGGCAGCCCUUUGAGCAUCAACAUGACCGAAGCUGGAGUCACCACCACAUGCGACCUCACCACUUACGAAGCUGAGAGUCCGGAAGAGAUACCCUUCAAUCGCGACAACAUCGAACUCAGAACGGUCAUGCGGUCGAAUUACCUGCUUGAUGCCAUUGCAGAGCUAAGUUCAAUGAACCCAACAGAACUCACCCUGCAAGCCUUCCCAACAACACGACAAGGCGCCAAUCUGUCCUUCUCGGCAAGCGGUGCAUUGGGCUCAGCUGCAGUCGACUUCACGACGCAUACGGACUCGGAGACGCCUGUGCUGGAGAGCUUUUCCUGUUCGAAUAGAACGAGCGGCAGCUUCAAGUUUAGUCUGAUCAAGGCUGCACAACGUGCGAUGGCAAGCUCGAAUAAAGUGUCACUGCGCCUCGAUGAGGAAGGCGUGCUUUGCAUGCAAUUUCUCGUUGAAGUCGAUGCAGGAGGCACUGGCAACGGUGUGGUCUUUGUAGAGUUCAGAGUCGUGCCUCUCGUUGAAGGAGAAGCUGAUGAGGAUGGUGAUAGCUCCGACUGA
Fulvia fulva is the source of this 990-nucleotide messenger RNA. RefSeq names its product DNA damage checkpoint control protein rad1. The coding region runs from base 1 to 990 and encodes 329 amino acids. The record is from RefSeq and is a predicted model, not a curated record. Gene Ontology annotation, cellular component: checkpoint clamp complex. Lineage: Eukaryota; Fungi; Ascomycota; Dothideomycetes; Mycosphaerellales; Mycosphaerellaceae. Gene Ontology annotation, biological process: DNA damage checkpoint signaling; DNA repair. The transcript has a single exon.